AUGCUUUCUUCCAUCCUCGGUGGCGGCAAAGAACGCCUCUACAUAACUGUUAACCAUCGCUAUGACCAAGGAGGCUAUCACUGGGCCCUGGUUCUAUCUCCCAAGGACCGACCUAAUACCGAAGAGGACAAUUCCAACAAACCCGACUCCAGACGCUGGCAUCUCACAAACCAAGCUCGCGGUAGUGACGGUCGCAGGCAGCGGAUGGUCCAGGUCCCUUGGUUCCUGGAAAGAGACGAUGUUAGCAUGUUCGCCAGCAUAAGCCUGAUUGCCCGCAUCAUGAUUGGGAAGUUCAAGACGAGCGAGCACGAUGCCAUCGUUCAACGCAUUGAUGCUGCCGUCGAUCGGGUCCCGAUUGACCAUAGCAACCCUGACUUAAAUUGUGGGACGUGGCUCUUGCAGGUGGUGGAUGUGCUGAUUGCUGAGAAGUUGAUUGAGUUGAGCGUCCCAAACGUGGCGGCAUUGGAAAGCAGGGCGGUCGAGGAGGCGAACAGGGUGAUGGCGAGGAUCAUCGCGCGUGAGCUUACGAUCGACAAGAAGAGCGCGAUCCCCAUUAUCGAUAUGCGCGCCAGACAGGACUAG
Molecule: messenger RNA, 582 nt
Organism: Stereum hirsutum FP-91666 SS1
Lineage: Eukaryota; Fungi; Basidiomycota; Agaricomycetes; Russulales; Stereaceae
Exons: 2
Coding region: 1-582 (193 amino acids)
Source: RefSeq, a predicted model, not a curated record